Cylicocyclus nassatus is the source of this 3197-nucleotide messenger RNA. The record is from the annotation of a GenBank genome assembly. NCBI's taxonomy places the organism in Eukaryota, Metazoa, Nematoda, Chromadorea, Rhabditida, Strongylidae.
AUGGAUGUAGACGGACAAGGACGAAGAAACAUUCGGAUCCACGCCCCUACAAUCGAAUGUCCACCUAUGGUGGAUUUCUACCGCAACUCCGUCGAUGUUGUGCGACCAUCUAUGGAUCAGCUUAUUCAUGGAAAUAAAGUCGCACCAGAAGAGACUAAAAUCGAUUUAGUCAAGGAGCAAGACGGUGGGCCAGUGGAGCAAAAGAAAAAAUCAACUUUUAAAUCACUUUUAAGCAAAUUUUCACCUUCGCAAAAACAGAAUAAACGCGUAAAGUUUGGCUGGGUAGAGGGAGUUCUGAUACGAUGCGUCCUUAAUAUAUUUGGCGUAAUGUUAUAUAUACGCGUCAGUUGGGUAGCAGGGCAAGCUGGCCUCAUUCUUGGAAGCGUCAUAAUAUUGAUAGCAGGUUUUGUAACAUUCAUUACUGCUAUUUCCAUGUGCGCAAUCUGCACAAAUGGAGUUGUCAAAGGAGGCGGCGCCUACUUUUUGAUAUCCCGCUCGCUCGGUCCCGAGUUUGGUGGUUCAAUAGGCGUGAUCUAUUCUAUAGCAAACGCUGUUGCUGCAGCAAUGUAUGUCGUUGGCUUUGGUGAGACACUGCGAGAUGUGCUCAAAGAGCACAAUGCCAUGUUCGCCUCGGAUUUGUGGGUUGUCCGGAUAAUAGGAUGGGCAACAUGCGUCUUAUUGAUUAUAAUCAUAUUCAUUGGCACUGGAUUCGAAUCGAAGAUGCAGAUAGUGCUUUUGGUGGUAUUGUCAGCUUCUUUGGUCAAUUUCUGGAUUGGCUCUGCUUUGAAACCCAGCGAGACAGUGACACAUAGAGGGGGUACUGGAUAUAGCCUAAACACCUUGAACUCUAAUUUGAUGCCGCACUUUCGAGGUGAAACUUUCAUCUCACUCCUGGCUAUCUAUUUCCCAGCAGCAACUGGUAUCAUGGGUGGUGCAAACAUCAGUGGGGAUUUAGCGGAUCCACAGCGAGCGAUACCGCUUGGUACUCUUUCAGCCAUCGGAAUUUGUACAGUGGUUUACAUAGCAACGUUAUGGAUAACAGGAAGUACUUGUGUAAGGGAUGCAGAUGGUGUGUUUCCUCCCAUGUGGAAUGGCACGAGUUUUGUACCUCCAGAGUGUGCUGCUACCAAAAGUUGCGAAUAUGGCCUCUUGAAUUAUUUUCAGAUCGUUGAGAUGGAGUCACUUUUUGGCCCGCUAAUUACUGCCGGAAUUUUCGCCGCCGGACUUAGCUCAGCGCUCGCAUCUCUUAUCAGCGCACCGAAAAUUUUCCAGGCUGUAUGUCGGGACCGCCUUUUCCCGAAAAUUGAAUAUUUUGCUAAAGGUUAUGGAAAAAACGAUGAGCCUAGAAGAGCGUAUGCUUUUGCGUUCAUCAUCGCUAUGGGCGUGAUUUCAAUAGGAGAGUUGAAUGCCAUCGCUCCAUUCAUAUCCAACUUCUUCCUUGCUACAUAUACACUAAUCAACUACGCAUGCUUCGAUGCCUCAUUUGCAGAUUCACCAGGUUUCCGUCCCGGAUUCCGAUUCUAUAAUAUGUGGGCUUCACUGUUUGGUGCACUUCUAUGCAUUGCUAUGAUGUUCAUAAUGAGCUGGAUUACGGCUCUUGUUACCUUCGUCUGUUUCGCAGCUAUAUUCAUCUACAUCCUGUAUCGCAAGCCAGACGUAAAUUGGGGUUCAUCCGCGCAAGCGCACAACUAUAACAGCGCCCUGACAGGAAUGAUCAGGCUAUCACAUACUGAAGACCACGUCAAAAACUACAGGCCACAGAUCCUUGUUCUGAGUGGGAACGUCGUCGCGAGACCUUCUUUGAUUGACUUUGCAUACAGUAUCACAAAGGGAUCGUCUCUUAUGAUCUGCGGACACAUUGUCCCGCACAAUACUUCUGAACGGGUAUACUCUAACAUGAGGGAAAUGGAACGUCAGUUAAGCGGAUGGUUGCGAAAAAGACACGUCAAGGCGUUUUACGUUUCCGUCGCUAAUGUCAGCCUAAGAGCAGGUGCUCAGUCGUUACUCCAAGUAUGUGGGCUUGGUCAUCUCAAACCGAACAUCAUCCUCAUAGGAUUCAAAUCAAACUGGCAUCGUUGCUGUAUUUCAACAGAGACAUUAAAUGACUUGAACGACUAUUUUGGCACAAUCCAAGAUGCUUUCGACGCUAACAUGGCAGUAUGUGUAUUUCGAAAUGAGGAUUUGGGUCUUGAUUUGAGUAGAGCUAUAAAGCGUUCUAAUACUGACGAUCGCAAACUACUAGACGUCUAUUUGGAUGAUAGUGAAGACGAAGAAAGCUCGGAGCGGUCUUCUUGGAGGUUUGCUGAAAGCAACGGAAUUCAAGAAACAAAUGGGAAAGAAGUGGAAGCCGAGAGUUCAAACACUUCUAAAGACAUAGAUGAUGACGAGGAUAAAAAUCGUAAUGGUACAGCAAAUGGUGAAGUAGAAAGGUAUAAGAAAUUUGAAAACAACGUCGAAGCUGGGAACGGACGGCCUCACCUGAGCAGUGAUCAUAAAGGGAGCAGCACUUCAUUACCUACAGAGGAAGAUUUACUUGCAUCCAUGUCAAAGUUUCAAAAGAAGAUUAAGAAGGGCACCAUUGACGUGUGGUGGUUGUAUGAUGAUGGUGGUCUCACACUUCUUCUACCGCAUCUGCUGAGAAUCUCAAAAAGUUACUUGGAAGGAGCCAAAUUGCGUAUUUUUACUCUUUCAACUUGCUCACAUACUACGGAGGAGGAACAACAUAGUAUGGCUGUUCUAUUAGAAAAGUUCCGCAUCAAUUUUAGCGAUGUUUCUAUCAUAUCGGAUAUCGGCUGCGAGCCUAAGCCCGAAACGCUUUCUCAGUGGGAGAACUUCAUCAGUCCUUUCAUCGCCUCCGCUGAUGCUGAAUGUCUCCUUGGCAUGACGACGCAAAGUGAGCUAGAUGCACAAAAGCCGAAAACUUACAGGCAGUUACGUGCUGCUGAGCUUCUUCGUGAGCACUCCAGUGAUGCGGAUCUCAUCGUCAUGACACUACCUGUACCUCGAAAAGGCAUGGUCAGCGCGUCAUUGUAUCUCUCUUGGUUAGACAUAAUGACUAGAGGAGUUCCUCCUACUUUGCUCGUUCGUGGAAAUCAGACUUCUGUACUGACCUUCUACUCAUGAAAAAUAUAAUUAAGCUACUUCUUACUCAAAAGGUGCAGUGAUGGUAGUGUGUCAGUCAUGUGUUAGUCAUGGGC